AACUUGCAGGAUCUGAUUCUGAAUCGUGGCACAGGGAAUCAAUUUUGAGAGUCGAUUUACAAAAUGCUACGAAUAAUAAUAAUAAUUAAAAAAAAUACGGACUGCUGAUAUUUGUGGUGUAAAGUGAAUAAUUUAUCAGACAGAAUUUCCACAGCAGAACCUUUGAAUUUUUACCUUAUCGUUUGAUAUGUGUAUACAGCUUGGUAGUCGACUCCAUAAUCUGCCACUCUGUUAGGAAUCGACUCCUGGAUCUACUUGAUUUGACGCUUCAAGUGUGGCUGGUUUGGUUAGCUUAGCUAACAGUUAGUUUAGUUUUGGCUAAGCUAAAGACCAACUUGGCUUUCCCAGUGAGCAUGGUGUUAAUACCGGGGAGGGAAAAGAUCUCGGGAUAUCUAAUAACCACUACAGAUUAAUAAAUAAGUUGUUUUCCACAAGCAAGUAACUGUAUUUACGUUUAGCUUUAGCAUUAGCUAACGGAGUCGCAGUACAGUUAAAGCCAGCUGUGAUAUUUGCAUGAAGUUAAAGAGAGAUUUUCAUUCUGGUUUCAGGGCGUGUGAUGGUGACUUCCUCUGACUGACAGAGUCAUCUUCAUCAUGAACAUCCACCAUGUCGUCCUGGUGUUCCUGUGCUGUGUGUGUGUGUGUGUGUGUGACCGCAACAGCACGGUGAGCAUCGUAGCCAAUCAGACGACACAAGACCCCGGAGACUGCAAUGUGUUACACUGUCGUGAACUCUGUGCGCGAGCUUUCUUCUCAGAGAAGGACUCCAGGUGCAUUUUACUAUUCUGCAAUAAGGACGUGUCGUGUAAUCGCACCGUAGCAGAGCUGGGACGUGAAGCUCAGAAUGAAGGACCAAACCAGACAAUCGGAUCAGAUCCUCUCCAGCCCGCUUCACCGUCUCCAGAAAGCCCCGUUUCUCCAUCGAUAACUGCCCUUCCUGCCACCGCGUCUGCCUCUGCUGCCCCUGUAUCCGCCCCUGUAUCCGCCCCUGUAUCCGCCCCUGUAUCCGCCCCUGUAUCCGCCCCUGUAUCCGCCCCUGGCCCUGACGGAAAGCAGCAUUCAUCCAGCAGUACAUCUUCAGAACCUGGUUUUAGCAGCAACACCAGCAGGUCCUCUCAGGGCGGAGGUCUGGGGCUAGUCCAAAAGAACACCAGGGGACACCAGGGGCAAGCCCUAAACAAUUCCUCAGAAAAUGGACACCAGGGGCAACCCUCAGUCGAGCCUUCUACCCCUGCACCGACCUCCCAACCAGCUCCUGUCGCAUCUGUGGGGACAGGAAACAUUUCACCCACUGCUCCCAAAGAACAAAAUGGAACUGACGUGAACAAAACUGGCCAAGAAACAACAACAACAACAACAACAACAACAACAACAACAACCAGCACCACUUCAGUCAAACCUGCACUUCCUACUAACUCCACAACGACCAGCACCACCACCACGACAGUUACCCUGACAACCACUAGUGACACCACGCCAAACACUACCACCACCAAUAAAGCUAUCUCUCCUUCCACCACCCAAAUACAACCACCAUCUACACCAGCAUCAACGCCUCCCCCAUCCCCCGCGCCACCAUUUUUGCCCUCCGUCACCCCUUCCACCCCUCCGCCAGGGCAAAAUCCUUCCACAACCACCCCCAAAGUCCCAGAUGUUGCCUCUGAUCAGGACAAAGCCAUGGUGGAAACAGCUGGAGGAGAGUUGGUGAGUCACGUGGUGAACACCAGCUCUCUGAUCGCCGUGCUGAUCUUCGGCCUGCUGUUCUUCAUCGUCACGGUCAUCCUCUUCCUCAGACACGCGUAUGAGAGCUAUAAGAGGAGGGGCUACACGCAGAUGGACUAUCUCAUUAACGGCAUGUACUCCGACUCAGGGCUCUGACUCUUCUGUUUACACUUCAAUAACCAGUUUCUUCCUUUCCCCCGAGUGUAAAGUCUAGAGGACCAAAAUAGACAAAAUACGAGGAAUAAGAUGCGACCUUAAUGUGAAGUAGAACGGGCAAGAAUGCAGCACGAGUUUUAUUAAAGCUAGAACAAAAAUGACACAAAGAACGAAAGAAGAAUUAGACAAAAAUAAACAUUUUGAGUCGAAAAAAUGCAGAAAAGAGACACAAAAUUAAAAAGGAAAUAAAAAAGUUCCCAAAAUGAAGUAAAAAAGAAAAGCGGAUACGCCGAGGAAAGAUUUGAUUUAAAGACGAACGUCUACUUCAGUCCUCUAAACUCCGAGAGCAAACACCUGCAGGUGUAAUAUUCACCGUUUGCAGAAGUGGAGUCAAUUCUGGACCUUUCCGCUGAAUGUACAGCUUUUUUUCUUUUUCUUUUUUUUUCGUUGAUAUUUUUUUCCUCUAUGCAAAUGAGGCUUUGCUCUUUAAUCUUCUGAAUUAACGCCAUGUUAAGGAACCGAUGGUGCAACGUACACGAUUUUUUACACGAUUGUUUCCUUUCCUUGUCUUCCAGUAAUACUCCGUGUGUAAGGAGCGUCCCCCUGUCAGGUCGCUCGAUCUCUCCUCGCCAUGUUUAUUAAUCCGUGCCUUUAUUUUACCAUGUUCUCUUCUGUUCUUCCCAUCGAACCUGAUGCCAAAACGCAGCCGCUGGCGCUGGAGCACAUUAACGACAAGCCAAGGGAAGUGUCGAGCCAUCACCACCUUCUGUCCAGGGAAGUCACGUUAUUGUUAUUAUUAUUGUUAUUAUUAUUAUUAUUAUUAUUGUUGUUGUUGUUGUCAUUAUUUUCUACAUUUGUGUACUGUAGAGAGUUGGAUAGGACCGGACGCAGGAAAUGUUUUGUGCCAAAAUAAAAAGUCAUAUCUAAUAAUGCACUUUGGAAAAUAAUGAUUGUUUACUUUGCAAAAAAUAUCAGUAAUAAACACAGAAUAAACGAA
Messenger RNA from Ictalurus punctatus (channel catfish), 2874 nucleotides. RefSeq names its product integumentary mucin C.1. The record is from RefSeq and is a predicted model, not a curated record. The transcript has 4 exons. Lineage: Eukaryota; Metazoa; Chordata; Actinopteri; Siluriformes; Ictaluridae. Bases 594 to 1877 code for a protein of 427 amino acids.